ACCAUGGUCCAAGCCGCGACCCCCCGCGCUCUCCAGACCCUCCGCGCCGCGCUGCUGCUCCUGCUCCUGGGCGCCGCCUGCCGGCAAUCUGAAGGGGCGCCAGUGGCCUCCGAGCUGCGCUGCCAGUGCCUGGAGACCAUGCAGGGCGUUCACUUCAAGAACAUCCAGAGCGUGACGGUCACGCCCCCGGCACCCCACUGCCCCCGCACCGAAGUCGUAGCCACUCUCAAGAACGGUCAGCAAGCCUGCCUCAACCCCGACGCCCCGCUGGUUAAGAAAAUCAUCGAAAGAAUGCUUAAAAAGUGA
This is a messenger RNA of Sorex araneus (European shrew), 306 nucleotides long. Its product is annotated as growth-regulated protein homolog. The coding region runs from base 4 to 306 and encodes 100 amino acids. NCBI's taxonomy places the organism in Eukaryota, Metazoa, Chordata, Mammalia, Eulipotyphla, Soricidae. Gene Ontology annotation, molecular function: chemokine activity; CXCR chemokine receptor binding. Gene Ontology annotation, cellular component: extracellular region. The record is from RefSeq and is a predicted model, not a curated record. The transcript is spliced from 3 exons. Gene Ontology annotation, biological process: antimicrobial humoral immune response mediated by antimicrobial peptide; neutrophil chemotaxis; chemokine-mediated signaling pathway.